AUGGGACAUCAACCAGAGGCCAUCCGUAGCUCGAUGGGACAUCAACCAGAGGCCAUCCGUAGCUCGAUGGGACAUCAACCAGAGGCCAUCCGUAGCUCGAUGGGACAUCAACCAGAGGCCAUUCGUACCUCGAUGGGACUUCAACCAGUCGCCAUCCGCACCUCAAUGGGACAUCAACCAGAGGCCCUCCGUACCUCGAUGGGACUUCAACCAGAGGCCAUCCGCACCUCAAUGGGACAUCAACCAGUGGCCAUCCGUACCUCAAUGGGACAUCAACCAGAGGCCAUCCGUACCUCGAUGGGACAUCAACCAGAGGCCAUUCGUACCUCAAUGGGACAUCAACCAGUGGCCAUCCGUACCUCAAUGGGACAUCAACCAGAGGUCAGCCGUACCUCGGUGGGACUUCAACCAGAGGCCAUCCGUACCUCGAUGGAACUUCCACAAGAGGCCAUCCGUAUCUCGAUGGGACUUAAACCAGAGGCCCUCCGUACCUCGAUGGGACAUGAACCAGAGGCCAUCCGUACCUCGAUGGGACAUCAACCAGAGGCCAUCCGUUCCUCGAUGGGACUUCAACCAGAGGCCAUCCUUGCCUCAAUGCAACCGCAUCCUUAA
This is a messenger RNA of Sycon ciliatum, 612 nucleotides long. RefSeq lists its product as uncharacterized. Lineage: Eukaryota; Metazoa; Porifera; Calcarea; Leucosolenida; Sycettidae. The record is from RefSeq and is a predicted model, not a curated record. The coding region runs from base 1 to 612 and encodes 203 amino acids. The transcript has a single exon.